GGUUACUGUAACAUGCUACGAAAGCUGUUUUCGAGAAAGUUCGAUCAUUCAGCUCUCGUAAUGUCUCUUAAAGAGCGUACUUUCCCAAUGAGCCCCGGCACAGUUCUAAGCGUUUUCUGUUUGCUUCUUUACUUCGCUGGAUUCAUUCGAAACGAGUCUAAAUUCAAUGAGUAUGAACGAAGGUUGAAAACUGUUGAGGAAUUCAUACCUCAAGAUAAAAUGACACAAGCGAGGACGGAUUUCCCUCCCUCUGAACAAGUCAUACAAACCACCUCUGCCGAGCUUGAAAUCCAUCGACUGAAGCGUAGUAUUUCACAUCCACCCCCUUUAAAUAAGUCGGCUGAGAUGAGGAAAAUGAUAGAGGACAUCGUUUAUUCCGCUUGGAAGAUUUGCCACAACAAAGCUGGUCUGAAUGUUUGUCCUCGUGGCCGGCCGGGACCUCCAGGGAGAGCUGGACCCAAAGGUGACAAGGGAAGAAAAGGAAGAAAAGGAUCCCAGGGAAGCAUGGGACCACCGGGAAGAAGCGGAAAACAAGGAACCAUGGGACCACCGGGGAUAAGAGGACAGAAUGGAAUAAAAGGAGACAUCGGGCCACCGGGUAUCCCUGGUAUCCCAGGGACUAAAGGUGAACCUGGAGAGUCCAUCUCAACCCCAAAAGUAACAAUUUCUCCACCGAAACUAGUCGUCAACGAAAGCAAAAUAGCCUCGUUCUUAUGCUCUGCUUCGGGAAACCCUGCGGCUCAAAUGUUCUGGUCGAAGGUCAAUGGAUCUUUUCAAAGCAACAGGAUCAAAGUGACGUCAAAUGGUCUGAUGCAGAUCUCUGGUGUCCGGAUGGAAGAUGCAGGCGCCUACAAAUGCCUAACGCGAAAUAUUCUUGGAGAGGAUGAAAAAACUGCCAUUCUCGUCGUUCAGAGUAAACCUACCAUUUCACUCUCCUUCGGUCCAACGUAUGUAGAGAAGGGCAAGAACGUCACUUUACCAAAAUGUCAUGUGACAAGUUUUCCUCCGGCAAUCAUCACGUGGUCUAAAGGGCGCGGUGAACUUGCGCAUUCCAGAACAGUUGUGAAAGACGGAGAGCUGUCAAUUAUCAGUGCUCAAAAUGAAGAUUCUUAUUUGUAUGAAUGCAAAGCCUCCAAUAUUCUAGGCCAUGACUCAGCUUUGACAAAUCUUGUUGUCUGGGAUCUGCCCCGUUUUACAGUCAAUCCACCUGCAAAGCUUGAUGUAGGAAAAGACAGAAAUAUUUCAGUUCCUUGUCAGGCCGCUGGUGACCCUCAACCAAUAAUCACGUGGGUUAAAGAGAACGAUGAUUUGCCAGUCGGAAGAUCGCAAGUCAGUGUGGAUGGAACACUUCAGAUAUGGAAUAUUAAAGAUGAAGACUCGGGCAUAUAUAUCUGUACAGCCACAUCAGCACAACUGUUCAAAACGUCUUCUUCAAUGCAACUGACCCUUGGGAAAGUAUGUAAGUCAGUUGGUGUGGCGGACAGGAACAGAAUACCAGAUGCUAGAAUGACAGCGAGCAGUUUUCACAAUACAGACUAUUAUCCAUACUAUGGCCGACUCCAUGAAAACAGGAGGAGCGGAGCGUGGUGUGCAAAGACUAGCUCUGUUGGAACAGAGUAUCUUCAAGUUGAUUUGGGUACAGUGCUCGAUGUUUGUGCUUUGGCCACACAAGGAAACCAGAAAGAAGGUCAGCGAACCACCACCUACAAAGUUCACAUGUCCACAGACGGUAUAAACUGGAACACUUACAAAGAACAAAGUAUUGAAAAGGUGUUCCAAGGAAACUCAGACCACAGCAACAUCGUGAAGCAUUCACUCAGAAAUGAAUUCAAAGCCAGAUACGUUCGGUUCUAUCCUGUCACAUACUAUAGCUGGCCAUGUUUGAGGGUUGAAAUAUUUGUGCUAGAAUAAUAGGUCAAGAUCUAUUCAUCCAACAGCACUAAAACUAACAGGAAACGGUCAGUUUGAUGUAAAAAAAAGUUCAUGCACGGAGUCCACAGUAGCCGGGAAAACAAUUAAUAAAAUUCUUCCAAGCAAAUAAACUAACAAACGUUUUUUAAGUGAAUUUUCAACAGAUCAGUAAUUCAUAAUGAAUUAUAUAACGAAUAUAGUGAAUUACAUGAAAAUCUUCUUUUUUAAUUUCAUCAAUCUGUUUACGUUAAGCCACAUAUAUCCAAAGGCAAUCCAGCUGGGUCAAUAGAAAAAGUAAUUUUGGGAAGAAACGACACAAAACAGUAAAAUGAUGUAAAC
This is a messenger RNA of Pocillopora verrucosa, 2250 nucleotides long. RefSeq lists its product as uncharacterized. Gene Ontology annotation, molecular function: axon guidance receptor activity. Lineage: Eukaryota; Metazoa; Cnidaria; Anthozoa; Scleractinia; Pocilloporidae. Gene Ontology annotation, cellular component: plasma membrane; axon; neuronal cell body. Gene Ontology annotation, biological process: homophilic cell-cell adhesion; synapse organization. The record is from RefSeq and is a predicted model, not a curated record.